Megachile rotundata (alfalfa leafcutting bee) is the source of this 2680-nucleotide messenger RNA. RefSeq names its product D-amino acid oxidase 2. Gene Ontology annotation, molecular function: D-amino-acid oxidase activity; FAD binding. Lineage: Eukaryota; Metazoa; Arthropoda; Insecta; Hymenoptera; Megachilidae. Gene Ontology annotation, cellular component: cytoplasm. Gene Ontology annotation, biological process: D-amino acid catabolic process. The record is from RefSeq and is a predicted model, not a curated record.
UGCCGCCAAAUUAUAUUUAUGGAAUACGAAAUAAACUCGUCUCUUUUAUUUUUGGUAAUAUUUCACCUUUCAAUGGGGCAUUGGCACGUGAAGUAGAAUGUAAUAACAAUGCAUCGCCUCAAUAGUAAUCUCGGAUAACGGACAUUCAGGUGUCUGCUAUCUGAACCUAUCGAACGCUUUGCAGCGUAACAAAGAAAGAUUCUCAGCCAUUCCAGUGGUCAAGCUUUGGUGUUUUGUCAGACAGUAAUAUUCAAACAGCUGAGUACUUCGAUAUUUCAAAUCAGUUCCAUUCUCAGUUUUGCAAAUUAUAAUAAUUGACACGGUUUGAGUUGAUGAAGAUCGCGGGACGAAGCGACUUCUCAGGGUGAACCGCGUUCUCAAGAUAUCAUGCUUAACACAUCUCUGUCAGUUUAACUUUUUGAAAUAACUUUUUAAAUCUUUUAAUAAUAUUCAAUUUGCAGCGUUUAUCGGCGACUACAAAGUCAGGUAAUGUGUUAAUAUAUAUUGCAUACUACGAAUGUUUUCAGUCUUUACAAGUUCCUCAAACUCAUUUAAAGUUGACUCAUUGAGGAUGUUUCGGGGAUGAUUCAUCGACCAGUAUAGAUUCUAAUAUUUGGCCAGACACUGAUUUAUUCCUAUAAUUUCGAUGAUAAUAUUGCUUCUGUAUAUUUUCAAAUGAAAGACUUUCAUAUGUAUAGAAAUAGUCGAAAUUUAAAUUGACAGUGACGAUCUACUGGGGUUGAUAAAGGUAUAUAAAUGAAAAACGAGUUCGAAGAAACGAAUGCAAUCUCUUGCUUUUUAUUCUGUCACCUACACCCUUUAUCGCACUUCCGGGCUAUAUUAUGUCUAGGGUACUCGUAUGCGAUGUAAACAAAUACUCUGUAUCAUGAACUGUCAUCAGGCAGUUUGGUCAGCCGUCUUGAGAGUCAGAUACUCGUGCAGUCCUCAGUCGACUGAUCGCGCUUUGAAAAGAUCGUUUAAAAAAAAAUUUGUUCACGUUGCUUUGUACUAUAGAUCGUUUAAGGUGCAUCGAAUAAAAUCUGCAUAAUAUAAUCGUUGGGAUCUGUAUGAAAUCACGCGUUGCGCCAUCGGUAAGCAGAGUAUAAGACCUUUGAGACACGUUAUUUAAAGAAUUAUGCUCCGUUUAUCGUCGGUGCGACACGAGACCAUCAUCGUUUGGACCUCGAUACGGUAAUUCCUUCGAAGGAUCAAUGAUUUUCACGAUUCCCAUAUUUUAGCAUAAUUAUUGCCGAGAUUUGAACGGGCAUUAUGCUAAAAAUAUGUGGUAUCGUGAGUUCAACAUGAUCCUCGAUUCGUCCUCGUUCGAAUUUAAACGAGAUUCAUAAAAGCUUCGCGGACUCGCGUCUCCGCUUAGACCAUCUGUAGAACUCGAUCGAACAUGGGGUUAUCAUUCAAGCGAUCCAGUUUCUUUUUAUGUUCUCGCACAACGAUAUCGCGACACCAAGCGAGAAGUUAACGAGCAGUUGCCUCCGGUUGCUUACGGCAGAUUUAUUAAAUUCUCUUUCCGAAGCAAUAAAAAUCGUCGUCAAAAUGCGUGUGGCGAUAAUUGGUGCCGGUGUAAUUGGGAUGACGAGCGCUUUAGCGGUGAAAAAUUCUUUUCCGAUGUUCGACGUACACGUGUUCGCGAAUGAGUUUUCACCUGACACCACUGGCGAUGGGAGUGCGGGACUUUGGAGUCCUUACCUCCUCGGGACCACUUCUCCUGACAAAGUACUACGCUGGGGAGGAGUCACGCAUCGGUGGAUGGAAAAAUUAUGGAAAGAAGGCUUGUCCCGGGAAACUGGAGUCGCUUUGGUACCUGUAUACCAUGUCAUUAGCGACUCCCAGGGAUUUCCCGAUCUCAAUUGGAUAAAGUUGACAUACGGCGCACACAGACUGACCGUCAAAGAGUUGGAGAGAUUGAACGAGGAACACAAGUCGAAUUACAAAGAUGGUUGGUUGUUCCUCACUUACACCUGCGAGCCCGUCAUUCUGCUGCCAUGGUUGAAGGAACAGUUUGAGAAAGUUGGUGGAAAGCUUAAAAAAAGUAACAUUCAUACGUUCGACGAGUUGAUCGAUCAAGGAUAUGACUUGAUAAUAAAUUGCAGCGGUCUCGGUGCACGUGAACUCGUUGGCGAUAACACGGUUAUACCUAUCAGAGGUCAAGUUGCCAGGGUGACUGCUUCCUGGGUAAUGCACGGGAUCUUGGUGCAUGACAACGACGGAAACUACAUAAUACCAAAUUUUGAUAGCACUGUAAUUGGUGGAACGCAUCAAGAAGAUGAUUACGAUUGCACUCCACGGGAGGAGGACUUCAAGUUUAUUCGAGAUGGAUGUUGCCAAAUUAUGCCCUCUCUGCAGAAAGCUACCGUGAUAAAGCAGUGGGCCGGUCUUCGACCAGGAAGACCGGAGGUUCGCCUCGAACCAGAAAUUUAUAAAUCGUCUACAGGAAAAGAAAUCACGGUAAGGAUAUCUUUGAUAAGUUUCGAUGAUGAGCUGUUAGAUCAAUUUUUACGAUGUUCUCAGGUAAUACAUAACUAUGGACACGGAGGAAGCGGAGUAACUUUGAGCUGGGGUUGUGCCGUAGACGUCGUAAAGAUCCUACGAAACUUGACGGGAUUAAAAUCGAAUUUGUAAAAUUUGAGAACAGAAAGUAAUAAAAUUUGAAUAUUGGUUUUUA